UUCCACAUCACUCACUGCCUCCCAUGUAACGGUGCAUCUCAGAUACCCUCCUCCUCCUCCUCCUCCUUAAUAUGAUCUCUAUAGCCCCCGAUUCGCCAUGCUAGCAAUUGCCAACAUGCCAGUAUCACUACCAGCAUCAGCAAAGCCAGAGGGCACAGGCAUGUCCCUCCUGCCCCGGGAGAUCUUCUGGAUGAUCCUGGACCAUCUCCCACCCAGAGACAUCGUCCGUUGCCGUCAAGUCUCCCAAUCUUGGAAUGCGGCCUUCGGGAGCCCCGACAACCUAACCCCGCUGCUGAGGAAGUCGUUUCCCCUGGCCAAAGAAGUGAGGGAACUGGAUCCCAACCGUGAAGAACACAUCACUGCCACAGAAGACGACAACCACUUGCGCAGGCUCUUCGACCGGAUCGCCUCGAGAUACGACCACCUAAGCCGCGGAACGCCCAUGUCAGUCCAGAAGUUACAGCUCUGCGACGACUUCGGCAUCACGGGCGAAAGGGAAUGGUUCCCUGUCCAGCCGUGGGAAAACCACGCGAGCCAUCUCAUGCAGCGCGUGGACUGUUCCUUUACCGAGUCAUUCUGGUCCUACGAAGACGGCCUCGUGGUGUACCCGAGCGCCGACCAUUCGUGUCUGGUGGUGAUGGACCUCGACACCACCAGACGCGUCAUGGUCCCCUUCAUCAUCACCGGCAAAGUAAUCCGCAGGAUCCGUCUGCAGAAGAGGGUGCUGGUCGUUGAAUGGGCGGAGCCAAAGGCCUUUCACUGGCUGAACGACAGCGACGGUGUGCAUCGGCACUUCGCUUCCUCGUUCGAUGUCACCAACACAUCCACCGGAUGGAGCGUCACGUUUCGAAACGAGUGGAAGAUCAUGUUCCUCGGACAUCCUCUCAGCGAGCGAGACCGGUUCUACUCCACGCAUAGCCAGACACACUACGCUAUCUACAUCUGGCAGCCGAACCGCAGCCUGUACACUGCGGACGAAGACGCCCCUAUCGAGUCGCUGUCGGUAUGGGAUAUCUCCCCGCCCUCCUCAUAUAGACCCUCUUUAGACCCAUCCGGCCGCUUGCGAGUCGAGACAGAAGACCAGGGCCCGUCCAUCGUCUCUCGCUUCGGCUUCCGGGAACUAGGAUUCUACUCCGUCAGACAGCGGGGCCUCCCCGGCGUGCAGUCCCUGAACAUCACCGACGACCACCACUCCAUCGAGAUAGUCGAAGGCAUGUGCACAGGACCGUUGGAUCGCUUCGUCGGGCCCUCCGAAUGGACCUCGCAGGUGCAGAUCACAACCAUCCCGCUCAUCGGCGAGGGGCCUUGCUGGAGACGGAACGUCGAUAUCGCGCUGCCUCCGUAUCGAGGUAACUGUAGUCUACAAACAAGCCCCAUCACAUCCGCUGUCUGCGACGAGCCAUGGUAUGCCAUUGUCUCGGAGACAUACGACGAGUUGUCCCAGGUAGGAUUCUGUCUUCAUCUGUCUCUGUUGACCUGGCCGUUUGAUUCCAAUAUCUUCUUGACCAUCCGGACCCCGUCGUCAUCUACUACCUUGAAGCAGGAUAAUAUAUUUGAGCUCACCGGGAAGGGGAAAAUAUGCGGGAAUGAACGAUACGUUGUUGGCGAGAAUGGUAAUCGCGAGCUUGUCAUUUACCGAUUUGAUAGAUAGAUAGGUAGCGGUAGCAGUAGCAGUAGCAGUAGCAGUAUUUAUUAUCCGG
Aspergillus heteromorphus CBS 117.55 is the source of this 1700-nucleotide messenger RNA. Its product is annotated as F-box protein. The transcript has a single exon. The coding region runs from base 98 to 1651 and encodes 517 amino acids. The record is from RefSeq and is a predicted model, not a curated record. NCBI's taxonomy places the organism in Eukaryota, Fungi, Ascomycota, Eurotiomycetes, Eurotiales, Aspergillaceae. Gene Ontology annotation, molecular function: protein binding.